UUGAGGAUCUCAAGAUCGGUCAACGGCACGGUGGACCCCAUUCUGGUGCGUCCACCAGCAACCCGGCAGUGGGCAAUGAUUCUCUCCUGGCUCGGGUACUCCAGGAGCAUGAAGACAUGAAAGCGAGGCUAGAUUAUGCCUCUGGGGCCUGCAAGAAAGUGGAGACGUUGGAGGAAGAGCUGCGUUGCUUGAAGCAGUCAAGGGAGGCGGCUUUGCAGGAAGCAGAAACCUGGAAGAACGAGGCACUUAGGACAGGAAACAAACGUAGCCGGCUGGCUACUUCACCUUCUUCCGGGCAGAAGAUGCCAGUGGCGGCUACAUCGGCACCCAGCAAGGAGAGGGCUGGCGCUGGAAUCGGUCACUUGCGGGAGUUGCACAAUUUGGAGGUCGAUGCGUUGAAGGGCAUGAGGCUGCAGGAACUGAACUGGAGACGGGAGGCCGAGCAGGAAAACGAGCGACUCAAGGAACAACAGAGAGAAAUGGAGCGUGAGAAUGUCAGAUUAAAGGGAGAAUUGGCUAAACGCGAAGCAGGGAAACAUACUCCGCUAUCCAGUUUCCGUGAGAGACUUGAUGAGGUUGAGACAGCUGCUGGAGGGUCUGGGUCAAAAACCACCAGGAAGAAGAAAGUGGGAGGCGGCAUCGACGAUGGUACAAACAAUGAUCGGGACGCGUUCCUACGGGAGGCACGUAAAGAAUUUCGCAACCUCAAGAAAGACGACGUGAUGGAGAUCUGUUUGAAGGAGGGUAUUAAGUAUACCACGUUGACUGAGACGGUCUCUGAGAUCAUCGCGAAACGAGCAGAUCGUGCAUUUGGAAAAAAAGUGGCAGUCCAGGAGAUUUCUGAUGAUCUCGGUGCCGGUGCACAGGUUGAUGGUAAGAAUGAUGGGAGGGACUCGGCUACGUCUUAGGGUCCCUCCUGAGUGCGACUACGUUGUGGUCUCUAGCUCGUCUUUGCUCUUACCUACGCUCUUCGUCCACCCGUAAUCUUCGUUUUCAAGCGCUCGAUUCUCUCUUUCGCCUGGUGAUUCUGGCGCUCAUUCUGUUGAGGUCUAUUCCAUGGGCUGACAAGUUGAUUCCCUACCUCUCUUACUGGUGGAACUCUGGUGGGGUGGUGAACGGUCCUCUGGUGUAUGUUCUUGUCUCUCUGUGGUGUAGGCAUCUGUAUGUGGGUAGCACUAGGCGUGAGCUCUCGUUACGAUGGAGUGAACAUGUUUAUUGGGCAAGUAAUGUUUCUCUUAUUCAGAAAGGUAAGCGGAAUGAACGUCUGUACCGUUG
This is a messenger RNA of Chara braunii, 1275 nucleotides long. The record is from the annotation of a GenBank genome assembly. NCBI's taxonomy places the organism in Eukaryota, Viridiplantae, Streptophyta, Charophyceae, Charales, Characeae.